UUAGUUUCUUCAGAGAGAGAUCUCAAAAGAGAAGAAGAAGACGAACUCUACGAAACGAUGCCGUAUUACACCACCGACGACAAUGACGUCGACGACUUCACAGACUACGAUCCGAUGCCGUAUAGUGGAGGCUACGACAUCACCGUCACCUACGGCCGUUCAAUUCCGCCGUCCGACGAGAUUUGUUACCCUCUCUCGUCUCGCUCCGGCGACGCGUUCGAGUACCAGCGACCUAAUUUUUCGUUAAACCACGAUCCUUCUGCUUAUGAAGACCAAGCUCUUAAGACCGAGUACAGUAGCUAUACCCGACCCGGACCCGGUGGAUCUGGUUUUGACCGGAAACCUAAUUCUGGAUACGGCGGAAGAACGGAGGUUGAGUAUGGUCGGAAACCUGAUUCCGGUUAUGGAGGAAGAACUGAGGUUGAGUAUGGCCGGAAAAGUGAAUCGGAGCAUGGAUCUGGUGGUUACAUGAAUCCUAGCCAUGGUGGUCACAAGUAUGUUGAUGAAGAGAGUCACAAGAAACAUAGUGGGAAGGAGUAUGAUGAUGAUGAGAAGAGUAAGAAGAAGGAACAUCAUGAUGAUGAUUAUGAUGAGAAGAAGAAGAAGAAGAAGGACUAUGGUGAUGAUGAUAAGAAGAAGAAGCAUUAUGAUGAUGAUGAUAAGAAGAAGAAGCAUUAUGAUUAUGAUGAUGAUAAGAAGAAGAAGCAUUAUGAUUAUGAUGAUGAUAAGAAGAAGAAGAAGGAGUAUCAUGAUGAUGAAGAUGAAAAGAAGAAGAAGCAUUAUGAUUAUGAUGAUGAUAAGAAGAAGAAGAAGGAUCAUAAGGACUAUGAUGAUGAUAAGAAGAAGAAGAAGGAUAAGCAUCACGGCCAUCGUGAAGACGAUGACUAAAAGGUCGUCUCUCGAAUCUGGAUUGCAUUCUUAUGACUAAAUAAGUAACCUACCUAAGCACAUUUCUCUCUGCAUUUAUGUUAACUGUUGUUUUGUUUUUGCUUUCAUGUUUGUUCUAACUUCGAUGAGACCUCGACUAGUCAUAUGGAAUAUGUGUAGUGUGCUUGUUGCUAGUGAUGUCGUUUGGUUUAAUGAAUCUCCCUAUUACUCUCUUA
Messenger RNA from Capsella rubella, 1103 nucleotides. RefSeq lists its product as uncharacterized. The transcript is spliced from 3 exons. The coding region runs from base 58 to 888 and encodes 276 amino acids. The record is from RefSeq and is a predicted model, not a curated record. Gene Ontology annotation, molecular function: phosphatidic acid binding. NCBI's taxonomy places the organism in Eukaryota, Viridiplantae, Streptophyta, Magnoliopsida, Brassicales, Brassicaceae.